Molecule: messenger RNA, 1283 nt
Organism: Lytechinus pictus (painted urchin)
Lineage: Eukaryota; Metazoa; Echinodermata; Echinoidea; Temnopleuroida; Toxopneustidae
Product: solute carrier family 35 member G1-like
Exons: 2
Coding region: 83-1210 (375 amino acids)
Cellular component (GO): membrane
Source: RefSeq, a predicted model, not a curated record
UAAAUCGAUUUUUUCCAAGUUCAGGUGAUGCAGGAUUUAACACUGUCAAGCUGCCAAGUCGAAAUCUGCAGGAUAGCCCUGCAUGCUUUGCAACAUAAUGAUUCGAACCGUUCGGAGAAAGGGAACCAUCUGCCAUCAGCAUGAUCAGGCAAAUCUUGACUACGAUCCUGUUCAAGCGAAUUUACAGGACAUUACCCAGAUGGAUGCCGACAACAAGAGCAACAGUGUCGACAGAUCAUCUGAGACAUCAUGGAAAGUUAUUCUCAAGAGAUUAUUCUACAAUCAUAGAGGUGUGAUCUGGGCCAUUAUAUCCGUCUGUGUCGGUACAGCAAGCGUCGUAUGUAUCAAACUCCAGGCAGGAAAAGUAGCAGCUACCCAAAUACUCUUCUUUCGGGGGCUGGCCCAGGUGAUAUUCUCUUUGCCACACCUUAUGUUUUAUAAGAUUUCGCUUCGGUUCCCUGUGAAAAUAGCGCUGUUGAUAUUGGUGAGGGCAUUGGUCGGAUCGCUAAGUGCCCUCCUAAACUACUUCGCCUUCCAGGUUAUCCCAGUUGCAACAGCUAAGGCGUUGCUCUACGGUUCGCCUCUCUUCACUGGCAUCUUUGCCCGGGUAUGUCUUGGAGAACGUUGUUCCGUUCCAAUCGUGUUCUUCGCCUUUCUAACCGUCAUAGCUGUCACUCUAGUCGUUCAACCAUCAUUUAUAUUUGGCGGCGGUGAAAUCGUACAAUCGAGUGGAGUAAUAUGCGCAAUUGUAGGUGCCGCUGUCUUGGCUAUAAACACAAUCAUCUUACGAUUCAUGCAAAUUUUACGUAUUGAUGCAUUCGCCAUCAUUUUCACCUACGGGCUCAUUGCCAUGUUCUGCAGUAGCGUACCUGUCACAUCCAUAACACUUGGUGAGUGGACAAACCCUCAUUGUGGGAUCGACCGUUGGUUCGUAAUAGGCCUGGCGAUAUCAGGAUUCCUAGAGCAAGUCUCAGUUACACUAGCUCUGAAGACCGAACCAGCACUGGUUGUUUCCAUUAUCCGGACGAAUGAUAUUUUCCUCUCUUUCGUGUUUGACUUAUUCAUAUUCGACAUCGUACAUAAUGCAUGGACCAUCGUCGGAGCGGUUUUAGUUGUCGGAAGUGCCGUUGGGAUGACGAUAUCGGCAAAUCAUGAACAAAAGAAACGGAUGAAGGAGGAGGAGGCCGAAGAGGGAGAUCAGGCAUCAUAAAACCUUCGGAGGGCGCCGUGCCGCUCCAUGACGUCCUUCCAUGGUUAUUUUUUUACUUUCAUAUUUUUUCAAA